Messenger RNA from Zootoca vivipara (common lizard), 9164 nucleotides. RefSeq names its product protein phosphatase 1 regulatory subunit 12B (gene PPP1R12B). Gene Ontology annotation, molecular function: phosphatase regulator activity; enzyme inhibitor activity; protein kinase binding. Lineage: Eukaryota; Metazoa; Chordata; Lepidosauria; Squamata; Lacertidae. Gene Ontology annotation, cellular component: Z disc; cytoplasm; A band. Gene Ontology annotation, biological process: signal transduction. The record is from RefSeq and is a predicted model, not a curated record.
ACGGGCAGGGGGAAGUUGUAAAGAUGGCGGCAGAGCCCGUUCGCUCUUCCCCGGGCUGAGGCGUUCGGCGAGGGUCCCUGGUGUGCCGAGAGCGGCGAGGCGGUACCGGCGGCCCAGCAGCAGCGGUGCUUCCGCCAUGUCGGAGCCGGGGCACUUGGGGGUGAAGCGGGCCGAGUCGGCGCGUCUGCGGCGGGCGGAGCAGCUGAAGCGCUGGAAGGGCUCCUUGACCGAGCUGGAGCCGGCUGCUCCCGUCCGGAGCCGGCGCCGCGGCGGGCCCCGCGUCCGCUUCGAGGACGGCGCCGUCUUCCUGGCUGCCUGCUCCAGCGGCGACACCGAGGAGGUGAAGCGCUUGCUGGCCCGCGGAGCCCGCCUCAACACGGCCAACGUGGACGGGCUGACGGCGCUGCACCAGGCAUGUAUAGAUGAGAACCUGGACAUGGUAAAGUUUCUGUUAGAAUACGGAGCCAAUGUAAAUCAGCAAGAUAACGAGGGCUGGACCCCACUUCAUGCGGUUGCAUCUUGUGGCUAUCUGAACAUAGCAGAGUAUCUGAUAAGUCAUGGGGCCAACGUAGCUGCUGUGAACAGUGAAGGUGAAGUCCCGUCUGACCUUGCAGAGGAAGCAGCCAUGAAGGACCUGCUCUUGGAACAAGUAAAGAAACAAGGAUUGGAUCUUGAUCAGGCAAGAAAAGCGGAAGAGCAACAAAUGCUGCAGGAUGCACGGCAAUGGCUGAACAGGAGGAAAAUUGAAGAUAGGAAGCAGCCCCGAACUGGUGCUACAGCUCUUCACGUAGCUUCAGCUAAAGGCUACUCUGAGGUGAUGAGGCUCUUGAUCCAAGCUGGGUAUGAUGUGAAUGUCCAGGACAAUGAUGGAUGGACUCCACUCCAUGCUGCUGCACAUUGGGGAGUGAAGGAAGCUUGCUCUAUCUUGGCUGAAGCACUGUGUGACAUGGACACCAGGAACAAGCUGGGUCAGACACCAUUUGAUGUCGCCGAUGAAGGAUUGGUUGAACAUUUAGAGAUGCUCCAGAAGAAACAGAAUAUGCUGCGCAGUGAAGAGACAAGAAACAAGCUAAUAGAAGCUGAUAUGAAUGGGAAACUUCAAAGCGGGCUCUUCAAAAACAAAGAGAAGAUUCUUUAUGAGGCAGACACUCUGAAAUGCCUAGAAAGGGAAGAAGAAAACAAAGAAUCCAGUAGCUCCAGCUCCGAGGAAGAAGAAGCUGAGGAAGAUGAAGCUUCAGAGUCUGAUACUGAAAAAGAGGCAGAGAGAAAGGAAGAGUCUAUUGCUAAUCAUUCCAAUUAUGAACCCAGAACUCUAAUCACAGAACAAGUGCCACCACCAGAGCAUAACUCUUUCACUAUGGCUCCUGCCAGAAAAUUUACUCCAUUGCUCAACAAGUCUGAAGAGCAAAAAGAUGAAUCUCCUUCAUCAUGGAGGCUAAGUUUACGGAAAACUAGCAGCCAAAACACGCUUAGUGAAGGAAGUGUUCCUCGUGACAUGCCAAGAGAAAAGGAUGGUUCCAUAUAUCGUUCUUCUUCGACCCCUCGGAUUUCUGCAUUAUUAGACAAUAAAGAGAAGGACAAAGACAACAAAAUCUAUUUUGCUUCAAUAGCCCCUCGAAGGUUAAACAGUGCAGGUGACAUAGAAGAAAAGGAAAACCGAGAAUCUGCUGUAAAUUUGGUACGGAGUGGUUCUUAUACCCGGCAACAGUGGAGGGAUGAACCAAAGGGAAAUGAAGCACCUGCAACUGGUGCACCUUCCACUUAUGUAUCUACUUAUAUGAAAAGUGCUUCAUUUGGUAGAAGUAGUGACCUCAGCAGUCCCUAUAUUUCAGCCAAUCGCAAUGCAUCUUCUGCUACCUCACCCACUAUUAUUGGUUCAUCUACCUCAUUGGGCACAGAGUGGCAGCUUGCCUCUUGCCCUUCAUCUGUCAAUUCUAGCACUACAGCAUCAAUACGCCAAUUUAACAGAUCCCCUUAUAGACAACAAACUGACUCUACAACAGAGAAGAGCACAGAGGGCAUCUCUCCUAGCAUUCCAUUAAGUGUCAUAACAAAUCUCGCUGUACCCAGUAGUGCCAAUGGUGUCACAACUGCCAAUUUUAACUCAACGACUGGAACAGAGUCCUCUACUGGUGAUGCUAGAGAUCGGAGAAGGUCAUAUCUGACUCCUGUCCGGGAUGAAGAAGCAGAAUCUCUAAGAAAGGCACGAUCCAGGCAAGCUCGCCAAACUCGUAGAUCUACACAGGGCGUAACACUUACAGAUCUUCAGGAGGCAGAGAAAACCUUUAGCCGAUCUCGGACAGAGCGGCACGAACAGCCAAGUGAAAAAUUGGAAAGAACUGAAGCAACUGAGGAAGACCGUGAGAGGCAGGCACAGACUGCAACAAGGGAACCUGGGGAGACCCGCUCACGAUGGAACAGAAACUUGGAUGAAGAGUCUGUUGGUCAACGAUUGAGGGGCUCCGCGCAGCAAGACAAACCCACAAGCCCCAUCUCUCCUUCAUUAGCUCCUUAUCUUUAUUCAAGUUCUCACCUUCCCAGGACAAGUAGAUCUGUAUCUUCUGAUUCUGUGAACCCAUCAGACUUCCAAAGCACAUCUGCUGCUGACAUGGAGAAAAAUGAAUAUGAAGAUCAGGAUUUGGAUGACAGAACUUCAAACAAGCAGUCUGUUAGAGAGAGGAGGCGGCCGAAAGAGAGACGAAGAGGCACGGGGAUCUCUUUCUUUACAAAGGAUGAUGAUGAGAUGGAUGGUACUGAAGAAGUGAAAGAGGACAGGCAUGAGAGGCUUUCCAGGUUGGACGCAGCAAGUUCAAGUACUGGCACCAGCGAUGCCUACGGGGACCGGCCCUCUGGUCGCAGUGCCUACACCAGAAGAGAGAAUCGCCUGGCUGCCCUCAGCAGCAGGACGGAGGAUGACAGUAGCAAGGAUUAUAAAAGACUCUAUGAGAGUGCCCUGUCUGAAAAUCAAAAGCUGAAAUCAAAACUGCAAGAUGCUCAGUUGGAGCUCGUCGAUAUCAAGACAAAAAUUGACAAAAUAGCCCAGCAGAAGCAAGAAAAAACCUCUGACCGUUCAAGUAUGCUAGAGAUGGAAAAGAGGGAGAAACGAGCUCUUGAGCGGAAGCUCUCAGAAAUGGAGGAGGAGAUGAAGAACCUUCACCAGCUCAAACAGAUUCACACUUUGAGGCAGAUGAAUGAGCAGCUGCUGGCCGAAAACAGGGCUUUGACCCGGGUUGUAGCCAGGCUCUCGCAAUCCGCUGAGACCCCAGAGUCAGAAGAGCUAUAGCAUCUCCCCCUCCAGUUGAUCUCUCCUCUCCUUCCAGUCUUCCAGGUUUUGACAGAACUGAAGUCAGACAAUCAGCGGCUGAAAGAUGAAAAUGGAGCCCUCAUCCGUGUCAUCAGUAAACUCUCGAAGUAGUAUAUUGAACGUAGGAUGGGCAGAAAGAGAUAUUUGUGCACAUGCUGCCACCCUUGCCACCUGCUUCUGAUCUUCCAGUUGAAAGAGUAGCUGGCAUUUCAGACACGGAUCAGCUAGCCCCACCCUUCACUGCUCUUUGCACCUUGCUAGGCAUUCCCAUAUUGCACAGUGCUUAUCCUUCCCCCCCAACACAGCAUGCCCCGCCAUGUUUUAAUAUUUUUGGAAUGUCGAAGUAACUCAUUUGAAGGGACAAAGACUGGGUUGGCGCUGUCUGAGCUGCCCAACUGAUCUGCUGUAAGCUCCAUAUCCGUCCACCUUAAUCUGAUGUAAAGAAGAAUCUACUGUAAUAAGUGAUAUAGAAGUGACUCCAUAGCGUUGACCCAACAUGUCUUAAGAUACUGUCUUGGAGUAGGAAUAAUGAGUGAAACUAGGAAUUGCCACUGAGGAUUUAUCAAUCUCCAUUCUGGAAUUUGGAAGUCUGCGGUGCUGGUGAAAGCCAUGAUGACUUACUUCUCUGGGAGUCUGACAACAGUCACUUGGCUUGGAGAUUUGUGUUUUCCAUGUAUCUCAGUAGCUAACUGAUUUAUUUAAUGUAAUAUUUUUGAUAAUUUAAUUUGGGGAUCCAAUCACUGGCUCUCCUUUCUGUUUUGCUUCACUUUUGCCUGCUAUCCUUUGAUGGUUCUUGCUGUUUUUUCCAUGGGUGCCUUCUUUGGUACUGUUUAAUAAUAACGCGAUCUUACAGCCUCUGCAUUCUUUGGCUAACAGUUUGCCCCUUGAUUUUUCAAGACUUCUGGUGGAAAGAGAGCUAACCAGCAACAAGUGCUUAUUGAAUGAAAUUCCAUAGACACAAUGCCAAAAUACUUCUUUAUUAGCAAGAUGUUUGGUUUUUCUACAUGAAAAACCUCACAAAAGACCUGGGCAAACAAAUCACAUUCAUGUUAACUUGCCAAUAGAUACACAUUCAGUUGAAUAGGGGAGUGUUCUCAAUUUUAACAACAGCAAGGCUCGAGGAAUGAUGGAUAGAUGUGCAUAUCCCUGUGGAAUAUGUUGAGCCUCAAUCUUGGUGGAAAGUCUUGGCAGUAGCAUUCUAUGAUGUCUGAGAAUUUUGAUACCAUGAUUAUUUGCGCAGUUGUAAUACUUGAAUUUGCAUUUAAUGAGGGCAUCAACAGCAGGACAUACAUUUCUCAAAAAGCCAUUUCUGUGCAUACUGGAAAGGAACAAAUUCAUGUUUAUGGGUUAUCAUGAUGUAACUAAUUUGCACGCUCUGUUCUUCUGGAUACUACAGAGAACCAGAUUUCAUCUGCAGAGCCUGUUAAGAUUUCCUGUCAAUAUGGCAACUUGCCAGUGGACUUGCUCUGUUCUUUCCCUGCAUUCUUUUAAUUCUCACAAUUAUUUAAAAUAAGGAACUUUGGGAUCUGAGAAUAACUAUUAUUGAAAGCAUACGAGUGAGCAGUAGAAAUUCAGGCAUUUCCUUCAGCAUUUAUCAGAGGGGGGAGGUGCUUUUUUGAUCAGUUAUGGAUCAGCUCUGAGACGAAGACAGAAUUGUGCAAAGAGACUCAGCAAGACUUCAUCUUCCUUGCUUACCCCCAUACACUCUCAGAAUAACCCUUGAGCAAGUUUGAGGGCAUACCAGGGACUUCAGAAGGAGAGGAUGUUGAAGUCCUCUUGCAUGAUUAGAAGUCUGUUUCACUCAAAUAUGGAGACUCCAUGUGUUUGCACUCCCUUUCUGAGUAGAACUGUAUGAAUUCCGUUAAUAACCAGUGGAUACCAUCUUUGCAUAGAAGCAUUUGAAAAGGCUAAUUCAGUGUUCUAAUAUGGUGAACAUACCUUGUCCCUUUGAACAGAAACAAGGUAAGCUCCGAGUUCUUAGCAAGCUAUUGCUUAAAAAAAGAAAAAAGCACCAGAAAUAUUGUCUGACAUUAUAUUUCAUUUUAAGAACGACAGAUAGUCAGGAUUCUGGAUGGGUCAGAUAAAUUAUCUGGUACAAUCUCUUAUACGCUACUAAUUUUAUGUGUUGCUUUUCUUACAUCCAGUGCUUUUCUUAAACAGUUACCUUCCUACCAACCUUGUUUCAGAGCUAGAUAGGCUUGUGGGGGUUGUCUUAUACUGGUAACAACAUGCACUGAUCUCUGUGAGUGGUAUCUUCCAGCUCAAGCAUUCUCGCUCACCAGUCUAGCUGAUUUUACACCGGUGGGUGUAUUUGGGUGAACUUUUUCAGACUCUGCCAUGAAUAAUCAUUUAACAGCACAGAAGGAGCAGACAUCUGGUCCAUUGUGUAAUGAUUCCUGCAUUCUACUGUUGCCCGUUCUCACUUAGCCUACAGUAGGGCAAGCAAGGAUGGCUCCAGUUCCCCCCAGCCCCACACAACAUGGCCAGGGAUGGUGGGAGUUGGACUCCAGUAGCAUCUGAAGGACCACAGAUGGCCACAUUGAUACAGCAUGAAGGAUGGUGACCUAUGAAGUUGAGACUUUUUAACGUUGGGAUUUGAUAUUCAAACUUGAAUUCUGUCCAGCCUGAAAAUUGCGUGAGCAAAUUAAUCCUGUUGACAAGCCAAAACACUGACUAUGAUAUCUAGUGCUACUGAAAGUAACUUAAGCAGGUUAUUUUGGGGGGUCACCAAGAUCAGUGUUGUCCGCCAAGUAUCCCGUGUCUUGACAUUCUGGGCUUCAUGUCAUGUAAAAGAUAAUCAGAUUUUUACUUAUUUUAAUACAUAACUUUGUCUUCCUUAGUAAGGCUUCCCUAAACCAAUCACCUGAGAACCCAUUUUUAUUCCAGUAUUAAAGUUAACACCGGCCUGGUUUGGACAACCAUCUCACCUUAAAAAACUGAGGGAUGAAUGAGAGUUCCACGCCCGCCCGCCCCGCCAAAAUCAUGCAGUUCUUUUGUCCAAAAGAGGUGACUAAACCAGGAAUAACUUGGGGAAAAGUCUGGAUCUUAAAUCUUAGUUUGAAUUUGGUUUGACAAUCCUGUCUUGUUCCAAAGCUGGUAGCCAUAGUUUCACAAACUGGGAAACACUGGUAAAUAGAGGCCCUUGUUGAAGCACAACUCACUCAAAGGGAGCAGCUGAGGGACUGUUUACAGGAGCAAAAUCAUAUCUUGAUUGAUUAAGCUGAUAUAGGAUUGUUCAAAUGCAGGCUAUUAUUUUAAUAUAACGUUUUAACCAAGGGAGUAGACAAUUCAGGACAGUCCACUCAUAAGCAAAUUCAUGCCUGUUUUCAAGAAAACCCAGAGAGAAAAUAUGACUGCUACUGAAUUAUGAUUGCUUUGUACUGGUGCGUUUUAGUGUUCCAAUGGAUUUUAUAUAAUGUUAGUUAUAAUAGUGAAGUCUGCUAGAAUAUUCUCUACAUAAAGUACAAAUUAUGUGGAGAAAGCACUGCAAGUUUAUUCUGUGAGAGGUUUUAACUGGAAGGCACUGGGAGGUUUUUCUUUAAACUCUUCUACCUUACUGCUUUCUUACUCCCAGAAGCUUUUACAGCUCAGUGUACAUCCUAAGGUGUACUUGCAUGUCUAAGCUCUUAGAAACCUCUUCCACAUCUGUGCUGAAGUUCCCAUGCAACUUUUUUGAUAUAAGAAGCAGAGCUUGGAGUAAGGAAGGAGCGGGUUUCAUUGCUUGCAAAUUGUGAACGCAAGGUUUUUGUGCAGUGGCUUGUUGGUCUAAAGCAAAGUUUCAGAAGAAACUAGAGGCAUGCAAAAAGGGCCAAGUUGAAGGAAACAAAUGUAGAUACAGAAGUAGUAUUGAGAGCUGACAUACUGGUUGAAUGCCUUGCAUUAAAGGAGGUUGUGUUGUACUGCUAAAAUACAACAUGAAUAAUAUGGAUGAACAGCUGUCACAUGCAGAGAACUCUAACCAGUGGAAUUGAAAUGGAAUUUUAAGUGGGGGGUAGAUUUAGAGCUGCAAGAGCUUGAUUUCAUCUAUAUUUUGUGACAGCUGAUGAUGCAGCAUCUGUGCACUGUCCAUAUUGAUUUACUGUUAAUGGAAGAAAUUAAAGAAUGACUCUAGAGAUCUGACCAGAUAUAAUUCAGUCAGUCAUCUACAGUAAGUCAGGGUUUAAGAGAGUACUGUGUUUUAUCAAAUCAGCUAAUUUCAGAUUUAUUGGUGGUUUCUAGUCCACAUAGGAAUAAUUAUUAUCAGAAGCCAGUCUAUAGAAAUCUGAUAGCAAAGUAUUUGAUGCCAUAGGACUGACUUCUUUUAAGGGCUGUGGAUACAAUCCAGUCGGUGGUUGUUCAUUAGCAUUUAAAAGUCUUAUUCUCAUGGAAUAAUCAGGAAUGAUAAGUCUCGCCAUGAUUAUAUUUACCAAUAGGUCAAAUCGUAUGCAACUCCCUGACUGUGCUUGGGAGACUUAACAGUUGCUUUUCUAUAGGGAAUAGCAAGUCUGUUUCCAAGGCUGGUGAGCUUAAUGUAUGCCUGUAGAUGGUAAAGAGCAGAAUGUAGUCCUUUCCCCCACAAAGGAUAUUGGCUGAAUAUCUCCCCCCCCCCUGCCAAUUCUGCCAUUACCAGGUGAUGGUAGGUCGCCAAGGCCUGGGAUUUACUGACAGUGAAUAGAAAUCAUGAUUGAAAUCAAAAUAUACUUGAAAGAUAAUUUCUACUGCAUCGUGUUUGCUUUCCCCCAUAACCACUAUAAUUCUUUCUGAAUUGGAGUUUUUUGUGAACAGGGUAUCAGCACGUUUCCGGACGACUUCCAAAUUCCCACUUUGAUUCAAAUGCAGAUUCUCCUUAACAAACAUGUCUUCAAUUUUUUAGAAUGGGCGUUCAUAUGUAUCUGAGAGUGAUCAUGUUUUGCUGGGACUCCUUGCAAGUGAGUCAGAAGGCAGAAAUCUCUCCCCCCCCCCCCGCCCACCCCGAGAUAGAAAUUUAUCCUUUGCACUCACAUUGAUGCCCCCUACUUUCAUCUUUGUUUUUCUUUAUUCUACUUCACUCCUGCCAUAUUAGCCCACCUCGAAGUCCAGCAUUUUUGGAUGUACUUCUUCCUUCAGCGAUGUUAAGGGGCCUGUUUCAAAAGGCAAUUUUAAGUUUAUUUCAAGCUAGCAGACUCCCCAAGGCCUUUUCCUUGAGUGACUUAGGUUUGGAUCAUGAUCACCUUCAUGUUUGGAAAUCCUUUUGCAUGAUUCUCCUAGAAGCAGCAUGUUCCAUGAAGGGCUUUUUACCAAGAUUAACUCCACAAGCAGCUCACAGGUGAAAUUUAACCCAAUUCCUAGGGGCAAUUCUUUUCUUCCUCUGUUCCUUUCACCUGACAACGGUUCUCUCUUUUCCUGGGGCAAAUUGGACCCUUGGUGCAACGUGACUUUCAGGGUGUUCUCAGUAAAUACCCUUGAAAAACAGCACAGCCCAAGCUGUUGCCACAGGGUCUCUUGUGUUGCCCCCUCCCCUUGCUUCCCUCAUGUUGUUGAGGAAUCUAGUAACAAGUCCCCUCUGCAAAUGCUAACUCGUGGAAAAGAGUGGUGUUAUGCACUUGGCUCGCUAACUUCCCAAGCUGCAAGUAUUCUGUACUUACCUGUUUUAAGGAGAGUUUUACAGAUUGUUGUAAAUACACUACUUGGAGAAAAGACUAGCCUGUGAGUGAUGAGAAAGAAUGUAUUUUUAUGCAAUUUUUUUGAGUGGCCUUUCAAACUCUUGAGAUGAAUGGUUUUUGUUUUCUUGAUUGUUAUAUAGUAUUCUAAGUAUAUGUUUGAAAGUUUGGGGAUAAUAUUCACCUCUAUGAUGCUUGUAAACACAACAGUAUUUAUAAAUGAAUAAAGUGCUUUAACACAG